CGGUUGAGCUAUUUACCUUGAAAACUCUUCAUUUUGAAAACUACAUAAAGUACUAAAAGUUGGAAAACGAACGCAACUUAAGGAAUGAAUUAGUUAUUUGCUUAAACCAGGGACUUUAAUGUUUGUAUAGAUCGUUGCUAUAACUUGUGAAUUAAAGAAAACAUCAAAUAUUGUGUGAAUAAAACUUACCUGACUGUAACUGCAACUGUAGUCGUCUGCUAAAGUGCGCUGUAAUCACGUGACCAAAAAGUCAGCGCGUUCACAAUUUCGCGGUAAAUGUCAAAAUCUGUCAACAUAAGGCUUUGACUGUUAUGCGAGGGAUUGCAGAAGUGCAUGGCUUGAACCCUUGACUUGAGUGACCACCAGAACAAUAGCAGUGUAGCACAACACUCUACAUUCUGAGGUAACUGGGCAACUGACGCUUACACACGAUUGGAAACCAAAGUAUCAAUUGAAAGAAUGGAAGAUGUAUUUGGACGCCUAACUACCAAAACAUACAGUAGGACUGGUGCCAAGAACAAAAUUAAAUCAACUAGCAAUGCAGAGAAAAAAGAAGCAAAUUAUAAAGUAUUACAACAAGAGAACAGGGAAAGUAACAAAGAUGUGCCAAAAAGGAAAAAUAAUAAAAAAAUGAAGUUGCAGAAGAUGUCAGUAGAAAAUGACCAGACAUUUCCAUUGAAGAUUUCAAUGGUGGAGGAUGUACAAGGGGAUGACCCCCUGCUGAAUGACACUCUGUUUGGUGAUAACAGACCUGUGCAGACUGAGAAGACAAAAGUUUCAAAGACUAGAAUCAAGAAGUCAGUGAAGCAGAAGAAAGCAACCACCAAAGUCAAGAAUUCACUGAACAAAAAAUCAUACCCCAGUGAUGCUGUUUCACCUACGAAAUCAAAGUCUCCUGCAACAGUUAAUAUAAAUAAAAGGAAUUCCAUGUCAAGAAACAAAACCAGUGUAUCUUCCAAAACCAGGCCGUUUUCAGAAAGUUUUGAUGGUCUGACAGUGGAUAAUAUUGGACCUUUGACCAUGGCCAACUUGUCAAGAAAGGAAGUAACCCGCGCUGCUGACCCCAAUGAGAAAGUGUCCAAAUGGUUGGCUAGCUCAGCAUCUUCACCUGAGGGUUACAGUGAAAAUGACUCCCUCGGUGAUUCCAGCAUUGAAAUCAUGAGAGGGAUGGAGUAUGUCACAGCACAAAGCAGGAGGGCAAAGCUGUUUCCUGAUAAUUUCCAUGACAAUCUGGCAAGAAUGGUUGCUGCGCAGCCCAAGGUGCCAGCUUUGAAAAAUGAGACAAUCUUGCGCGAGAAAAAGAAUGAGUUCUUAUCAGAUCUGAGACAGACAUUUGACCCGGAAACCAGAAAGCCCAUAGUACCUGAUGAUUCCUCUGGUAAGGGACGCAGCAGAGGCAGUACGAAUGAAUUCACUUUCACCGAAACCAUCGGGUCCUGUAACCAAGUGUCCGAGGUUACGAGCGAUGCAGUCUGUAGCAGGCUGCCAUAUACCUACAACAGCAGUGGUCAACCCAGCGUUGUUGGAUUGUCGACUGGUUUCAGUCAGGCCACCACAGGCUUGACCUCGGGAUUCACGCCGACCACCUUCAACACUGAGAGGACUUCAGCCUAUACGGACACACAGCAGGGCACUGGUGCCACAUCCAGUAUGGCAGAAACUGUGUCACAAGAAACUAUAAUGACAACUGCAGCCAUGGAAAUUUCUGGGACACCCCAAACUCAUAUGGCGUCUUCAAAUGCAACUGAAGUUACAAGGGAGAAUGAUUACACUACUAGCAUCCAGGUUUUCCAGUUGAAGUGUGCUGAGGGCAAUGCAACAAACGUGGAACAAACUGGGGACGCAGAACAUCAGAAUGUUCAAAACAUUAUGAACAGCCAUGAAAUGUAUGAUCAACAACCAAGUACCAGUAAAGAGUACCAAAAAAGAAAGAGGUACUUUUCUUCUACGAUGAGACGCAGUGCCUCCAGUGCUAUCUUCCCCGAUGGGGUCUCCUCCAUCCAGCACACUGAGUCUCAAAAGAAACAGGCUGAGCAGGAGAAAACACCAAAGAAGAAAUCACAGUUUAAAGUGCCUGGUUCCCCAUACAAGGCAGCCAAGCCCACACACAGACAGGGUCCUCUGAAACAGACCUGCUCCACUCAGUUGUUCACCACUGGAUUUGUGGAGAUUGGAGAUAUCAUACCACCAAUCUCCGCAAUCAACCCUGAAUCAGAAACAAUAACAGCUGAGGAAGAAGAUGAGACUGUUGAACAAGGUCUUCUUAGGCUAGCAAAAGUGAAAACAAGUACUCCAAAUAAAGCUGGCACAAAAAAGCAGAACAACGACUUUGAGUUUGACCUGUCUUCUGUGAAACUUGAUUCCGAUGAUGAUCUUCUUCAAUUCAACACGUCUGGCCACAGUGUCAACUCAGAAGAAAUACUGGCUCUGUCUCAGUCCUAUAUAGAUCUAAAAGAGGGUCAGGUCCAGCCCAGUAGUGGUGACUAUCCCUCUGCAACACAGUCUAGCAGAACUUCACAGCAUUCCAAGAGGAAAAUGAAUAAUGAGGCGAGACCAUCACCUAAGAACAUGGCUUCAAAGACCAGAAAAUUAUCCCAGGAAAAUAAUCGCAAGAAACCCAGAGCCAUUGCAGUGAUCAAGCCACAGCCCAAGGUUUUGUUAAAAAAGACUAAAUCAGAAUUGAAUCGUGAACGGUUAUAUUAUGUCGGUCAAAACAGUAAAAAGAUGUCAGUAAGGAAGCACAGACCAGCUGUAUGUCCACUGAUGAACAGGCCAUUCACGUGUAAAAAUCUUGGAGUUUCCGAGAAGAAGUGGGUUGACCGGGUAAGCCGACCAUAUGCAGAAAUUCUGCGCUCCACUCCAGUAGAUGAUCUCCCAUAGCUCAAUAUACAUCGGGUCUAUCAUGACUGUUCAAGAAAUUGACUGUGCAUGUAUGAGCAACAUAUUAAGUCUUCCUGGCAUUAGAGGAAUCGUUCGCUGCUAAUUUGACUUUGUUAUGGAAUUUUCCAUAGAAUACUUCAUUGAAACUAAUUUACCUGUAACAUGAUUGUGUAUGGAAUGAUUGAUGUACUUAAAAUGUAUUUUUGAAGAGUUAUUCAGCAGACAGCCUGUUGUUGGUUUUUGGCUACUAUUGCUUGAAAAUGUGAUGUUUCAAUAUCGUGUUUCUUCCAAGCAUGUACUUUAGUAAAUUAUUGCCUUGUACCAAACAUCUAUCAAUUAAAUAAUUUUGUUUGAAUGUAUGUAUAACUUCUGUGAUAUUAAUUUACUUCUUUGUUUAAAAUGUUUAUUUAUUGAUAAUAAGAUCUAUGUAUUUAUUUAACAUUAUAAUUUAUGUAUUUACAUGUGUAAUUAUGAUUAAAUUGUAUGUCAGCUUU
Messenger RNA from Dreissena polymorpha, 3374 nucleotides. RefSeq lists its product as uncharacterized. The record is from RefSeq and is a predicted model, not a curated record. Bases 460 to 2880 code for a protein of 806 amino acids. The transcript has 16 exons. NCBI's taxonomy places the organism in Eukaryota, Metazoa, Mollusca, Bivalvia, Myida, Dreissenidae.